AAGGAGUGGCAAACAUGGAAGAAGUCAUAGGUUGCUGCCCAAUGUGCAAUUAAACUCAAUUAUGACAGUUUUUCUAGGAAAAGUCCGCGUUUUUCCCUUCUUACUUCGUAACUUCCUUCUUCUUCUUCUUCAAUUCAAUCUUCAAAUUUCAUUUUUUCUAUAGCUCUAUUAAACCCAUUUUUAAUCCCCUUUUGUUGUAUCAAUCCAAUCAUUUUUCGGUUGUUCAUUGUUCUUAUACUCAUUGAUAGCUAAUUUGUAUCAAAUUUAUUUACUUUUGUGAAGUCCCCUUUUUGAUUCUUUCACAAUAUUUGUUUUUGACUUUUCAUUUUUGAGCAUUUUUACUCAUAAAAAUUUCCCCUUUUUGAUGAAACAAGAAAAGGGGAGGUGCAAAUAAAGAUAAUUUUUGAUACCCAGAAGUUAAUUUGUUGAUUAACUCCCAAUAAAGAUGAAAUUAGUAGUUAAAGUGAUUGAAGCAAGAAAUUUACCAGCAAUGGAUCUGAAUGGGUUAAGUGAUCCAUAUGUAAGAAUACAUAUGGGAAAACAAAGGUUUAGAACUAAAGUUAUCAAGAAAUGUUUAAACCCUUAUUGGGGUGAUGAAUUUAGCUUUAGGGUUGAUGAUUUAAGUGAUGAAUUGCUCAUUUCUGUUUUGGAUGAAGAUAAAUAUUUCAAUGAUGAUUUUGUGGGUCUUGUUAAAUUCCCUGUUUCUAAGGUUUUUGAUGCUCCUGAUAAGUCUCUUGGUACUUGUUGGUACUCUUUGCAACCCAAGAGUAAAAAGUCUAAGCCCAAAGAUUGUGGUGAUAUUUGCCUUCACAUAUAUCUUUCUCAAAAUAGUUCUUCUGUGGAGUUGCCUGCUGCAACUUCGCAAAUGCCCGGGAGAAAUGACAAUCCAAAAUGUGAGCUAGUUUCAGCUUCUUCAAAUAGUGCCUCGAGAUCGCCUUCUCCUUCAAGAUUGGAGGAUACUUCUGUCAAGAAUGAUGAAUUACCGAGUCAGAAGUCUGACCAAGCAGAAAGUUUCAAAUCCGACCUCAAUGAGAUUAAGUCGGAUAAGCUGUUAUCUUCGGUAUCCUUUGAUGAACUAUUGAAAACUAUGGAAGGAAAAGACCAAGGAAGUGAUCUUCCCAGCAAUUUACCUGGUGGGGUAGUUUUAGAUCAGCUCUAUUCAGUCAGCUCUUCUGAUCUCAAUUCUAUAGUAUUUUCGCCCGAUUCCAAAUUUCCUGUAGCCUUGGCAGAAGUUCAAGGUAGAACAGAAUUGAAUUUGGAGCAAUGGGAAUUUGAAAAUGAAAUGCUGAAAAGACAGAACACUUACCUUACGGCGCCAUCAAAAUUAGCCAAAUCGGUAAAGGCUUUCGAGACCCAAACGUAUAAACUAGCCAAUGGGAAUGCGUUUGCGGUUAUGGUCAGCAUCAGCACCCCAGAUGUGAUGUAUGGGAGCACCUUUAGAGUGGAAUUUCUCUACUGCAUUACACCAGGGCCUGAGUUGCCAUCGGGCGAGCAAUCCGCACGUUUACUAAUAUCAUGGGGGAUGAAUUUUGUUCAAAGCACUAUGAUGAAGAGCAUGAUUGAGAAUGGAGCCCGAUCGGCUGUUAAGGAGAGUUUUGUUCAGUUUUCUAAUCUUAUGCCUGAAUAUGCCAAGCCUGUUGAUUUGAUUGGCACUGGAUCUCAAAAGGAUCAGGCUUUGGCAUCUUUGCAAACUGAACCACAGUCAGAUUGGAAGCUGGCAGUUCAAUACUUUGUUAAUUUCACUGUGCUGUCAACCAUUAUUAUCGGAAUUUAUGCUAUUGUUCACAUUUGCCUAACACCCGUUAGCGCUAUUCAAGGGCUUGAGUUUGUUGGACUAGACUUGCCUGAUUCAAUUGGUGAAGUUAUAGUAUGCAGUGUCCUGGUGCUACAAGCUAAAAGAAUGUUUGAGUUGGUAGCGCGAUUCAUGCAAGCCAGAUCACAGAAAGGUGGCGACCAUGGAAUUAAAGCACAAGGAGAUGGAUGGCUUCUCACUGUUGCAUUAAUUGAGGGAAGCAGCCUAGCAGCUGUUGACUCAAGUGGUUUCUCUGAUCCAUAUGUAGUCUUUACUUGCAACGGGAAAACUAGAACGAGCUCAAUCAAGUUCCAGAAGCUAGAUCCCAAAUGGAAUGAAAUAUUCGAAUUUGAUGCGAUGGAUGAGCCACCGUCAGUUCUAGAAGUCGAGGUUUUUGAUUUUGAUGGACCUUUUGAUGCAGCUACUUCUUUGGGUCAUGCCGAAAUAAAUUUUCUCAAAGCUAAUAUAUCAGAGCUAUCAGAUGUAUGGAUUCCUCUACAAGGAAAGUUAGCCCUGGCAUGGCAGUCAAAACUGCGAUUGAGGAUAUUUUUGGACGACACACGAGGUGGUAAUGCAGUCAGAGAUUACCUUGAAAAAAUGGAAAAGGAGGUUGGGAAGAAGAUAAAUCGGCGAUCACCUCAAACGAAUUCAGCAUUUCAAAAACUAUUCUGCCUUCCACCAGAAGAAUUUUUAAUUAAUGAUUUCACUUGUCAUUUGAAACGCAAAAUGCCAUUACAGGGACGUCUUUUCCUAUCGCCUAGAGUAAUAGGAUUCCAUGCUAGCCUAUUUAGACAUAAAACAAACUUCUAUUUUCUCUGGGAGGACAUAGAGAGCAUUCAAGUUGCUUCACCUAAUUUCUUUUCAAUAGGUAGUCCGAUCAUUGUCAUAACUUUGCGGAAAGGAAGAGGUUUAGAUGCAAAGCAUGGGGCAAGGACGCAAGACGAGGAAGGAAGGCUAAAAUUCUAUUUCCAUUCAUUUGUGUCUUUCACCAUGGCACAAAGAACAAUUUUAGUUCUUUGGAAGGCAAGGUCCUUGACUCCUGAGCAGAAAGUAAAAAUAGUUGAAGAAGAUUCUGAAACCUCCGGUCUUCAAACAGAAGAGAGUGGAACUUUUGUGGGUGAUGAUGAUGUUAGCAUGAACGAGGUUUAUUCUUCUCCUCUGACUGUUCCGAUGAACUUCUUGAUCGAGUUAUUUAACGGAGGUGAAUUUGAUCGAAGAAUUAUGGAGAAAACAGGAUGCCUUAAUUAUACUUGUUCUCCAUGGGAAUCGGACAAGGAUGUAUAUGAAAGGCAAGUAUGCUACAAAUUUGACAAGCGCAUAUCUAGUUACAAAGGAGAAGUAACCAGCAUACAACAAAAAUCUCCUCUUCCCGAUAGAACCGGUUGGCUUGUUGAAGAGGUUUUGACGCUCCACGGGAUUCCUCUUGGCGAUUAUUUCACUCUCCACGUACGAUACCAUAUUGAGGAUAGAUCAAAGGGUUGUUUUGUGAAAGUACUAUUUGGAAUUGCUUGGCUGAAAAGCACAAAACAUCAGAAAAGAAUCUCUAAGAACAUACUUUCGAAUCUGGUAGAUCGUCUUAAAGUGAUGUUUGCUGCUAUCGAGAAUGAAUAUGUGAAUGCAAGAUAAGGGGCUCCAAUGCAUUGUAUCGGUUUUCACAUCAAUAGUCCUCGCAAGACCCAUGCACGUCUCUUUUGUCAACGGACAGGAAAUACAGGUUGGUCCGAAAUCCAUAUUGUUCUCACCUCUCGGUAUGCAAUCAUCUUGAUCGAGUUUCUUGUAAAUAUUGCGGGCUUGGCGAUGCUAUAUAUGUUGGUUACUGUUCGAUUGUACAUCCGACUGCUUGUUGUAACGAGAUUAGAGUGUAGAGACUUCAUAGACCCAAGUUCCUUCAAGUUAUAGGCCGUAGGUGUCUGAUCUUUUGCGGGUUUGGCUCAGUUUGUGAUUAUGUACAUAAUUAAUCAGUGAACAUUGAUCAACAUGUCCAGAAAUUUCAAGCCUUGGUUUGAAAUCUUUUUGGUAAAUGUAAUUUUUGAAUGUUGAACUACAAUAUUUUCAUAUAAACCGAGUUAUUAUAGCUGUUUGAAUCUCGGAUGUAAUGAUCCCUUAAAGACAUGUAUAAUAUAUUUGUUAGAGGACA
Amaranthus tricolor (Joseph's coat) is the source of this 3929-nucleotide messenger RNA. RefSeq names its product C2 and GRAM domain-containing protein At1g03370-like. The record is from RefSeq and is a predicted model, not a curated record. Lineage: Eukaryota; Viridiplantae; Streptophyta; Magnoliopsida; Caryophyllales; Amaranthaceae. The transcript has 9 exons. The coding region runs from base 446 to 3418 and encodes 990 amino acids.